Molecule: messenger RNA, 1580 nt
Organism: Hyposmocoma kahamanoa
Lineage: Eukaryota; Metazoa; Arthropoda; Insecta; Lepidoptera; Cosmopterigidae
Gene: Ubc7
Product: ubiquitin-conjugating enzyme E2 G2
Exons: 5
Coding region: 86-607 (173 amino acids)
Cellular component (GO): endoplasmic reticulum; cytosol
Source: RefSeq, a predicted model, not a curated record
ACACGAUAAUACUUAAUUUUUGGAACUUGUUCGUUUUUACAAAGUUUUCGAGUUACUGACUUAGAAAGUUUUACUGAACAGUUCGAUGUACGGGUCAACGAUGGCUGGAUCGGCGCUCAGGCGACUUAUGGCAGAGUAUAAGCAGCUUACUUUAAACCCUCCAGAGGGUAUAAUAGCUGGUCCCAUAAAUGAAGAAAAUUUCUUCGAAUGGGAAGCCCUGAUUACGGGACCUGAAGGCACUUGUUUUGAAGGUGGCAUAUUUCCAGCAAAAUUGGUAUUUCCACCUGACUAUCCAUUGAGCCCUCCUAAAAUGCAAUUCAUCUGUGAAAUGUUUCAUCCUAACAUUUACGCAGAUGGAAGAGUCUGCAUUUCUAUUUUGCAUGCGCCUGGAGAUGAUCCAAUGGGUUAUGAAAGCAGUGCUGAGCGGUGGUCUCCAGUGCAGAGUGUAGAAAAAAUACUGCUCUCUGUAGUUAGCAUGCUAGCAGAGCCUAAUGACGAGAGCGGUGCUAACGUUGAUGCUGCCAAAAUGUGGAGAGAAGAUCGUGAACAAUUCAACAAAAUAGCAGAACGACUCGUUAGAAAAACGCUAGGUCUGCCCCCACCCUAAAAUGGUCGUACUACAGAAACACGAAUAUGAUAUUCAAAUUUAUUUCAUCAAAUAACUUUUAGUAUGAAUCUAAAUUCACAUAAAAAACUGAGACAAAAGUCUAAUUUACCAACUAUUUAUUAAACGUUUUUCUGAUGUUUAGAUGCAAUACAAUCAUAAUAUAUGUGUAGUUCAAGUAGAAUAUUUAAUAUAAUUAAUAAAAGUUACAUAUUGAAGCUUAAACCCUAUCUGUGCCAAAAACAUGGCAAAUCUUUCUGAAAUGGCUUAUACAUAAUAGUUUUUUUUUGUCAUUGUGACUUAAAUGUGUAUCUAUCUGUAUAAUUGUUAGAGUUAAAACCCAUUACAGUCAAAUGUAUUAUUUGACAACACUUUCGUUUACAAGUAUUAGCAUCCAAGAAAAAGUUGAUCAUUUGAUGGUGAAUUUUGUAUUUUAAUAAAUAUUAUUUUGUAUGUUAGUUCUAACUAGUUAUGAUUGAAGAAAAACUAGUUUUAAUGUAAAGUGCAAUCUCGGAGAGAUACCUGUGCGCAAAAUAGGCGAGAGACUGUCUGGUGACAUCCUUCAACGUGUUACUAUAUAGAUAACAAUACAUAUUAGUGAACAUUGCUCUCAGUCGAAAACAAAUUUGACUGAUUGAAUGAAUACAUUCAGUUUUUCCUAGAUAAAACUAGUAUUUAACUAACAUACAAAUUGAAGAAGACACAGAAAAGACCUGGAAGCCACGUUUUCGUAGAAUUUUACAUUCUAAUAUAACUGUGUAUCUAUUCGUUAACUAUCCGUUACCGAUAUAAUUAUUGAUUACGCAAAAGAAAAGGUAUUAGGAGAAUACAUACUUUCAAUUCGCGUUGUCACAAAAUGUCCAAGCAAAUUAUUAUCAGAUAUAAAUCUAUUUCCAUGUGGUUUUUUACGAAUUACCUAAAUAUAAAUUUUUUUACUGGGAACAACGCGUUGUACUGUUGACGGGUUUUAAGUGUA